This is a messenger RNA of Paramecium sonneborni, 472 nucleotides long. The record is from the annotation of a GenBank genome assembly. Lineage: Eukaryota; Ciliophora; Oligohymenophorea; Peniculida; Parameciidae.
AUGAAAACUCCAGAAUUGCCAUAUGAAUUCUUUUCAGAAGAAUAAAAACAAUAUUUAGACAUGCUUGUAAAAUUUUCAGGUCGAACCUAACGAACUCGUCUAGUAUCUAGUUAAGCUAUACCUAGUAAAAAAUAUGUAAUAAUUAAAUCUUAUAAUAUAGUAAUUCCUUAAAAAUAAUUUUAUUCUGAUGACUGCAGAUGAAUAAUAUGACUUUAAUUAAGCAGAUAAAGUGCUUUAAGAAUAAACUACUAUUGGUGCUUUGAUUGGUUUUGGUAUUUCUGCAAUUUCUAUGCUUUAUUUUGUCAAUUCGAGACCAUUACAUAAAAAACUUUAUGGUGAAAUGUUUACAAGUGGAAUUUUAGGUUUGAUGUUUGGAUUGUCUUAUUAUCAAUAUCAUAAUUAUUAAUAUAGAGAAAAGAUUCAUUAGAUGUAUGUUAAUUUAUUGGCCGUAAAAAAAUUAGGAAGAGUAUGA